Molecule: messenger RNA, 2347 nt
Organism: Brassica oleracea var. oleracea
Lineage: Eukaryota; Viridiplantae; Streptophyta; Magnoliopsida; Brassicales; Brassicaceae
Exons: 1
Coding region: 126-2111 (661 amino acids)
Biological process (GO): cell surface receptor signaling pathway
Molecular function (GO): protein binding
Source: RefSeq, a predicted model, not a curated record
AUUAACGUUUCACCUAUACCUCAUUCUCUCUGUGCCUCCUCUCUCUCUCUCCGCCGUCGUCUCCGGCGAAACCACGCCAUUAAUCAACAACAUUAACCUCACAUUGUUUCCUUUGAUUGUUUCUCAUGGCGGAUAUCGUGAAACAAAUCUUAGUGAGACCGAUCCAACUAGCGGAUCAGAUAACCAAAGCGGCCGACGAAGCCUACUCGUUCCGACAAGAAUGCCUCGAGGUCAAAGCCAAAACCGAGAAGCUCGCCGGCCUCCUCCGCCAAGCCGCGCGCGCCAGCAACGACCUCUACGAGCGUCCCACGCGCCGCAUCAUCGACGACACGGAGCAGGUCCUCUUCAAAGCCAUAGCCCUCGUCGAGAAAUGCCGCGCCGCGGGGCUGAUGAAGCGCCUCUUCACCAUCAUCCCCGCCGCCGCGUUCCGCAAGAUCACGAUGCAGCUGGAGAAUUCCCUCGGCGACGUCUCCUGGCUCCUCCGCGUCUCCGCCUCGGGAGACGACCGCGACGACGAGUAUCUAGGUCUACCUCCCAUUGCCGCCAACGAGCCGAUCCUCUGUUUGAUCUGGGAGCAGGUCGCGAAUCUCUUCACCGGCUCCCUCGACGAGCGGUCCGACUCGGCGGCGUCCCUCGUGUCGUUGGCACGUGACAACGACCGUUACGGGAGGCUCAUUAUCGAAGAAGGCGGUGUGCCUCCGUUGUUAAAACUCGCUAAAGAAGGGAAGCUUGAGGGGCAAGAAAACGCGGCUCGGGCCAUUGGGCUAUUGGGCCGUGACCCAGAGAGCGUUGAGCAGAUCGUUAACGCGGGCGUGUGUCAAGUCUUCGCGAAGAUUCUCAAAGAAGGUCAUAUGAAAGUUCAGACCGUUGUGGCAUGGGCUGUGUCGGAGUUAGCGUCGAAUCAUCCCAAAUGCCAAGACCAUUUCGCGCAGAACAACAUCAUUCGUUUCUUAGUGAGCCAUCUAGCUUUCGAGACGGUUCAGGAGCAUAGCAAAUACGCUAUCGUGAGCAACAAGGCAACUUUGUCUUCGAUCCACACGGUCGUGAUGGCUAGCAACACGAAUCCGGGAGAUAAGAAGGCGAGCAACGAGCAGGACGAGGCGCAAAGCAAUAUCUCGCAUCCUAUGAGUAACCAAACACCGAGCCAGAUGCAUAACAUUAUCACAAACACAUUAGCAAUGAAAGGCUCGGGCCCAGACUCAGGCCCAAGCUCAGGCCCAGGCUCAGGUUCUAACAAGAAUCAAACAAAACAGAGCAGUCAGCAUCAUACAAAAGGUGGACCAACACCCAGAGGGAACAAUCCAACACAUGUUUCUUUGAUGGGGACAAGCAUUAAAGGAAGAGAGUUCGAGGAUCCAGCCACUAAAGCUCAGAUGAAGGCAAUGGCUGCAAGAGCCUUAUGGCAACUCUCGAGAGGGAACCUCCAAAUAUGCAGAAGCAUAACAGAGUCAAGAGCAUUGCUCUGUUUCGCCGUUCUGUUAGAGAAAGGAGACGACGAAGUCAAGUCGUAUUCCGCGUUAGCAAUGAUGGAGAUCACCGACGUUGCCGAACAGUACUCGGAGCUUAGACGCUCAGCCUUCAAACCGACCUCUCCCGCCGCAAAAGCCGUGGUCGAACAGCUGCUGAAAGUGAUCGAAAACGAGAUACCGGACCUUUUGAUCCCAUGUAUCAAGUCAAUAGGUAGUCUUUCGAGAACGUUCCGCGCGACGGAGACAAGAAUCAUCGCGCCGCUUGUGAAGCUUCUCGAUGAAAGAGAAGCUGAGGUUUCGAUGGAAGCUGCGGUUGCGCUUAUCAAGUUCUCGUGUACUGAGAAUUUCUUGCGUGAUAACCACUCUAAAGCGAUCAUAGCGGCAGGUGGUGCAAAGCAUUUGAUUCAGUUGGUUUACUUUGGAGAACAAAUGGUUCAAGUACCUGCUUUGGUACUACUAUGUUACAUUGCACUGAGUGUACCGGAUAGUGAGACUCUAGCGCAAGAAGAGGUUCUUGUAGUACUUGAGUGGUCGACGAAGCAAUCUCAUUUGGUGGAAGCGCCGAUGAUUGAUGAGAUAUUACCAGAAGCUAAGAGUAGAUUGGAGCUUUAUCAAUCUAGAGGUUCAAGAGGGUUUCAUUGAUUUAUGACUAAGCUUCACUCUCUAGUAUGAACAAUCUCUUCUUUUUUCUCCCAGGCGAGUUUUGUUUCAUCUUUGAUGUGAUCUAUCUCCAAGCUCUCUGUAUAGGUACAUUGGUGAUGCUCGUAGACAUUUGUGAUAAAUGUGUAGACUAUGUUGUAAGUCAAAACUAUUCUCCAUUGAUUUAGAUUAUCAACCAAAUAAUAUUCGAGCUAAGCUUGUUUUCCAUUCUUGUUUGA